CUCUCUCUCUCUCUCUCUCUCUCUCUCUCUCUCUCUUAGUCUCCCUGCACACAGCCACAGCUCAAUAUCCUAACAGCCUGCCUCUCUUCCCUCACACACACACACAGCUAGUCUCUCUCUCUCUCACACACACACACCUCUGAGCGGCCGCUGAGCCCAGCCAGCACAAACAGUACCUUACUGAGCUCUGAGCAAAAUCAGGCUGGGAGGAGAGGGAAGAGAGGAGAAAAAACACAAAACCCACAGAGGAAAGACAGAAAGCCACAGGAUGAGGAUGAGGAUGAGUCCCUCUGGUGUGCCGGCAUCUCCCUGCUGUCCCGUGCAGACCCUGCAGCGCUUCACAUCCCCCCUGCUUCUCCUCCUCCUCUUGAGCAGCAGCGGCAGGAUCGGGGCCGUCCCGUCCCCGUUCCAGCUGGCCCCGGACACCCCGGCCCCGGCAGAGCCCACCCCGACCCAGGCCACACCUCGUCCCGACCCCUGCGAAGGGCGACCCUGCCUCAACGGGGGCUUCUGCCUGGCCCUCCCCUCCGACGGCAGGCCAGAGGACAGCAGGGAGUACGCCUGCACGUGCAGCCAGGGCUUCACCGGACGCAACUGUGAGUUUUUCAUAGACCCUUGUGCCAGUAGCCCCUGUCUCCAUGGAAACUGCAGCCGUAGCGACGGUGGGGAGGAGGCUUACACCUGUGAGUGCAGUGAAGGCUACGAGGGGGAGAGGUGCGAUCAAAUCCUAUUGGACCUGCCCGCUGCCAACUGGGACCCCGCUACUCCGUCCGCCCCUGAACUGGCUACUCCCGUCGCCUCCACAACCACGACUGCCACUCAGCCGCAACAGCCAACCACUGCCCCCCCCACCACCUCACCGGCCCCUCCCACCCUGCAGCCAUGGCAACCAAAGCCUGGGCAGAGGCUGCUGGUGGUGCCGUGGGAGGCAGAGAGGGUGACUGAGGGACUGCAUUGUGUGAGCCCUGAGCUGUGUGAGCUGACAUCGGGAACCCUGACUCUGUCUCUGGAGGUGCCCGAGGAGACAGCAAUUAAAAUUGUGGUGAAUGCCAGCGGAGCUCCGGUGCUGUGGCGGGUGAGUGAAGAGGGUUUCCUGCGUUCCUCGAUGCUGGAAGGCACCAUGAUGUGGUUCCAGCAGGCACCCGAUGGACUGGUGCUGCCAGACCAUUCCCUGCCCCUGGGACAAAACUACUUCCUCAGCGUGGUGCGUGUGGGCAGCCCCACCGCCCCGGAGGUCACGCUGCGUCUCAACCUGACGGUGAAGGCCAGCAGCUGCGUGGAGCCCGGCAGCCGCUUCAGUGACCCUCAGUGCUCUGGGAAGGGCAAAUGCAUCACACAGCCCUCUGAGAGCACGUUCUUUUGCGAGUGUGAGGAUGGCUACACUGGAAUCUUCUGCGAGGAAUUUGACGCUUGCCACCACAGACCUUGUCACAACAACGGCACCUGCACCGACAUCAGACAAGGGGAUGAAGGGCGCAACUUCACAUGCACCUGUCCUCCAGGGUAUGAGGGGGAACGUUGCCAGCUGCUGGUGGACCACUGCCUCUCCCAGCCCUGCAAGAACGGAGCCACUUGCUUCAGCAGCCUGGCCGGGCCCAGGUGCUACUGUCCCGAAGGCUACCAGGGAGCUAUGUGUGAGCAGAAGGUGGACCCGUGUGCUUCCAGCCCCUGUCACAACAACGGGACAUGCUACGCCCAGGGCCCAGGCCCCCUGGGGUUUGGCUGCAGCUGCACAGCGGGCUUCACUGGCCCCACAUGCGCUCAGCUGGUGGACUUCUGUGCCCUGAACCCCUGUGCCCACGGGAUCUGCCGCAGUGUGGGCAAUAGCUACAGGUGUCUGUGCGUCCCAGGCUACCAUGGCUUGUACUGUGAGGAGGAAUACAAUGAGUGUCUGUCUGCUCCCUGUCAGAACUACGCUACCUGUAGGGAUCUCAUCAAUGCCUAUGAGUGUGUGUGCACACCACAGUUUGAAGGCAGACACUGUGAAAUCUACAAGGACCCAUGUCUGAAGGUGCACUGCCAGAAUGGAGGCCACUGUGAGAGUACAGGACUCAACACUUCCUGUUCCUGCCCCCCUGGAUAUGUUGGGGAGAGCUGUGAGAUUGACAUCAACGAGUGUGAGAGCAACCCUUGCCACCAUGGAGGCACCUGCAUUGACCAAUCAAAUGGCUUCACCUGUCACUGUCCACCAGGGUGGGUGGGGCCCAGCUGUGAGAUCCACCUGCAGUGGAAGCCAGCACACCCCGAGGACACCCUGACCAACAUGCCCCGCCACUCCCUCUACAUCAUCAUCGGAGCUCUGUGUGUGGCCUUCGUCCUCAUGCUCAUCAUCCUCAUCGUGGGCAUCUGCCGCAUCAGCCGCAUCGAGUACCAGGGCUCGUCGCGCCACGCCUACCAGGAGUUUUACAACUGCCGCAGCAUCGACAGCGAGUUCAGCAACGCCAUCGCCUCCAUCCGCCAUGCCAGAUUUGGGAAGAAGUCCAGGCCUGCUAUGUAUGAUGCCACUCCCAUUACCUAUGAAGACUACAGUCCUGAUGACAAGCCUUUGGUCACCCUCAUCAAAACAAAGGAUUUGUAAAACACCAAGCAUCCCAACACAUCUUAACUUGACCUACACAUACAACUGCACAUGUACAGAUGUGCAUGAAUACACAUGCGUACAGAAAAUCAGUAUAAAUCUUACAGUAUUUCUUUAGAAAAAAAAUCUCAAAACAAAAUUGAAUGUAAAGUGAGGAAGAGGAAGAAGAAAAAUCUAAAAUAUACUAUGUAGUUUAAGAAGAACAAAUCUGGAAUUUGAUACAUCUAUUUUCCUGUCAAAGUCCACGAUAAGGCUAUAUUGUAGCAUAAGAGUAUACUUUGCAUUACUUUAGUUGUUGAUCAUGGGUGACACUACCAGUAACCUCUGCUGUACAAUAGAGUGAUGACUUUAGUCUGCACCAGACUGUCUGUCUGUAGGUGGGGCCAGCAACCCACGAACCCAAUUUCUAAGUGUAGACUCAGCAGACAGUGCUGAUAACUGUCCUUACAGGUGUGGUAGUAAUAGUUGCACUCCUCAUAGUGCAUACACUGUAUCUCUUUCUAUAUUUAAAAGAUCUGCAGUAGGUUGCCUUACUUGGUGCAUGGGUAGAUUUUGGUGUUCUCUCUGCAUUAUUUUGAAACCCUUUGUACUUGUGUUGUAUUUUUUCCAUUGUAGCUGUAUUUCCCUCUGUCAAGUUUGUGCCAAAUUUUUAUUUGGGUAAUUUGUGGUUGGUAGAUCAUAUAAAAUGUGUAAUAAAAUGACUUGUCAAGUGGGAGCUGAUGGAGCAAUGUUUUUUUUUGUUUUUUUUUUUCAAAAAUAAUACAUAUGGUCCUGUUCUUUACAUGCAAGUUUCUCAAUGGCGUACUUAUAGUAGAGAAAGUGGGUAUACUACUGAGGAAGGAUUGGAGUAAUGUGACCUUACCUUCCUAUGUAUUUCUGUGAUCACUAGGUUAAUAGGUGGGUAUAAUAUAAAUGCACAGAAUAAUAAUUGGGUGUACUCGGUGUACCUGUUUAUGCCAUUGACUGCACUGCUAAGGUUUCUGUACAAAUAAAUUGCUUGUUUUGACAAUGUUGAAUAGUUUCUUUAGGGGAGUUUCACUACAAGAGUGGCUUUUCGUUGGCUUUAGAAUGAGGGAGCAGAAAGAGGAGGUGCAGGAGGAGGAAAAGGAGGCAGUGAGGGGGAUGAGAAGACAAAGGAGCAUGAUGGGCAAGAGAAGAAGAAGGUGACUGAGAGGACAAGAGGGAGAGAGAAUGUGAUGAUGAUGAUGGUGAUGAUGAUGAUGAUGAUGAUGACGAUGAUGAUGAUGAUGAUGAUGAUGAUGAUGAUGAUGAUGAUAAUGAUGACGAUGAUGAUGAUGAUGAUUCCAGUCUACUCCAGUAUCUGUGUGCAUCUAUGUCCUGCCUAUGGACCUCUGUCUGUGCAGCUGUGUUGUUCCUCUCAAGGUCAAGCCUCUGGCCUGAGCUAUGUUUCACCAAUAGGCUAGGCUAUUCCUCCUCCUUUUUUUUUUUUUUUUUUUCCAAAACACAGCAACCACAUGAUUACCUAUUAUCUAUGUUGAAUGAUGUAACAAUAAAGAUUCGAGUGAACACAAUCUA
Messenger RNA from Myripristis murdjan (pinecone soldierfish), 4114 nucleotides. It is a transcript of the gene dner, whose product is annotated as delta/notch-like EGF repeat containing. Gene Ontology annotation, biological process: heterophilic cell-cell adhesion; establishment or maintenance of epithelial cell apical/basal polarity. Lineage: Eukaryota; Metazoa; Chordata; Actinopteri; Holocentriformes; Holocentridae. Gene Ontology annotation, molecular function: calcium ion binding. Gene Ontology annotation, cellular component: protein-containing complex; plasma membrane. The transcript is spliced from 13 exons. Bases 269 to 2578 code for a protein of 769 amino acids. The record is from RefSeq and is a predicted model, not a curated record.